AUGAGCAGUAGCCAGAUAUCGGCCAGCUGGAAUCUCCAGCAAUCAUCAGAGUCGAUUUUAUCCUUCGCCCAAGGUAUGUUGACAGCAGCAACCAGCGACAAUAUCCAGCCUCUCGCCAUUCUGGUCGCCGAAGCAUUUGGAAAUACUCUAGCAAUAUGUCAACAAACACAAAUGCUGGUAGAGAAGGAAGCGAGCAAGCGGCAUGUCUCACAUGUUGUCAAAUUUCUCCAUGCUAAAAUCGGUUAUGCGGCAAACGAUUCAGCCUCUCAGCUGUCCUUAACAAGUGCAGGCGUAAGAUUUAUGAGCCUCGUAGCAGCAGUUCUUUGCACAGAGGACACCCUCGUGGCAGCCCGGGCGAUCGAGAUGAUGAUUAAUGCUACAUCGAGAAGCGACCAGCUUAUGCCGACAGUCUUCCAAAUUCGAGAUCUUAUGAAUGCUCUGGAGUACAAGCUCAGGAGACUACAGUUCGCCGAAAGUGUUGCUGGCUGGGGGAAUUACAUAUCAACACACUCGACAUGGCCAAAAAAAUCAGCUAGCUUUUUGAGUCAACUUCAGCACCCCACCCCCGAGGGUUUGACAGCUAUAGUCGACGCAUUUCGAGCUAUGGAGAGAGUUGGUGAAGCCUCUCAUAUAGUUAUCAAGAGUCCCAUGUAUCACGCAUGGAUUAUUGCCUUUACGAAAUGGUGCCUUGGAUAUCCUCCACACGUAAUUGCCGAGGAUGGCGGUGUCUUGGUCGCACAAUACCCCAGUAAGGUCACCAUGAUGGUCCAAGAAUCCGAUUCAUGCAUCGCCAUAGAAGUCUUCCGAGAGCUGCUGAGUCCUUCUGUGUUGUGGUCCAGCUCGUUGAAUUUGUCGGGUCAACAACAUCUUUGGAACGGCCUUAUUUCAGUGAAAGCUUACGGUGCUCGACGUUCAAGAUCUUAUGGCCUUCACGCCGAGUUAGGACACGCUGCCUUGGUGCAGGCCUUACUAUAUUCCACCAAAAUUGCAACGAAAAAUGUCAUCAUUGGGAGAGAUCUGAGACACCAAACUCCCGAUGAGUACAAGCAGUUCGAUGCAGCCCUUUGGCCCUCAGAUUUGGAUAUCCUUUCCACAAUAGCCACAUUUUGCGGCCUAGAAGAACCACCCUCCGAAUUUCCCAGAGAUCUAUCUGUCCCUCUAUUUUCCUUGCCUGCUGUUUCCGCCUUCGAGGGCUGGCUUUUGAAGGAGUGCGACGAUCCGGUAUGCUCCCAACAUAAUCCCCCCAAGAUGCAUCCAGAACAUGCCAAGUAUGAAAAAGUCAUCAACUUUCGCGACGCAAUUGUCGCUAUGACAAUAGACAUCCUUGCUAUUGCGCUCUUUGACUUUGGUGAAGAAGAGGUUCGUGUUUUGGCAUGGCCGAGGCUGCGUUCUCAGAACUCCUUCUCCUCCGCAGUUGCCUCUAUUAUAUACAAUCGAAACGAUCUCGAGAGACCUGUGGAGUCAGAAACAAAGCUAGAAGCCCAAGAUGUGUUUGAUAGGGCUCUUCAACUUGUCGGUCACAAAAUCCUUCCUAGGACCACGUAUCGCGGGAAGAACUUCCAUUAUCCCUACUCUGUCACAGAGGUCAAGUAUCAGCAAGAUUGGGUAGCAUCAGGCGACAUGGGCCAGGUUGUCUACCCAGCGAAAUUCGACUCAUGGAAUGACCCCGUCGAUAGUCUACCACUCCUCAAAUUGAUUGUUGGCCCGGGUUCUAUCCUAUACAGAGGUCGUAGGUAUCAGCUUGUCAAAAGUGAGACGUCACGUUCAUACACGACAGUUACUAGUCAUCAUAGUACCCUCUGUCAAACUCCAGUGAACCUUGUACCUUGCGCCAAGCUGGGAUGGCAAGUCAAGGAAGAAGAUGGGUAUCUAUCACUGCAUAUGGGAUUAUCCCGUUCUUUUACCGUUUUCAGUCCGAUGCGAGCACUGGAGACGGCAUGUGCCUCGCUUUUCAUCUCGUCUUGCGCGCAUAUGGCGGAGAGUCCUUUACCAGACCAGCAACCAUACCGUGAAGCUAAAUUCGUCACGCCAUACUACAAUGGAUCCAUGGUUAAUCCUCAUGCCCGUGGAGAGCCUCGUCCUUUCGCUUGGAUCGUGGCAGUGGCCGGAGACGAGAGCCUACGAUUUUUUGCUCUGGCUGCUGGGGAGCCCGCUGUGGUUAGGGGCUCGGCCUGUUUGAAAUGUUGUGUGGACCUAUAUCUGAGGAAUACGGACCGCUGUACUCAUAUCAUCUGCUGA
Molecule: messenger RNA, 2238 nt
Organism: Exophiala oligosperma
Lineage: Eukaryota; Fungi; Ascomycota; Eurotiomycetes; Chaetothyriales; Herpotrichiellaceae
Exons: 1
Coding region: 1-2238 (745 amino acids)
Source: RefSeq, a predicted model, not a curated record